Molecule: messenger RNA, 1356 nt
Organism: Grosmannia clavigera kw1407
Lineage: Eukaryota; Fungi; Ascomycota; Sordariomycetes; Ophiostomatales; Ophiostomataceae
Product: ribosome associated chaperone
Exons: 2
Coding region: 1-1356 (451 amino acids)
Biological process (GO): 'de novo' cotranslational protein folding; regulation of translational fidelity
Cellular component (GO): cytosol
Molecular function (GO): Hsp70 protein binding; ribosome binding
Source: RefSeq, a predicted model, not a curated record
AUGGCGGCGGCAACGACACUUAUUUCGGACAGACAUUUUCCUGUCCUCCCUGCAGGCUGGGAGGCAGAGGGGGAUAUCAAGCGCUUAAAGUCGCUUUCUGCUGGUGUCCACCGCAGUCUCGAGCCGGUUGGCCCGCAGUACCUUGCCCAUGCCCGCCGCAUGAGACAUAACCGAACAUUCUCCGAAGACGAUCGGAUAGAGGCUGAGGCACGGGCCAAGACGGUCGAUGAUGGUGACAACGACGGUGACAUUAGCGAGCCUGAAGACCCCUCCCUGCUUCUUCGGGAAGCCAAGGAUUGGAAGAGCCAGGAUCACUACGCUGUCCUCGGCCUGAGCAAGUACCGCUACAAGGCCACGGAAGAACAGAUCAAGAAGGCCCAUCGCAAGAAGGUUCUCAAGCACCACCCGGACAAGAAGGCUGCAGCCGGGCGCACCGAAGACGACAACUUCUUCAAGUGUAUCCAAAAGGCAACGGAAGUGCUUCUCGACCCUGUCAGACGUCGCCAGUUUGACUCUGUGGAUGAGGAGGCUGACGUGGAACCGCCAACCAAGAAGCAGCUGGCGUCCGCACACAAGGCUGACUACUAUAAGCUCUGGAGCCGCGUCUUCAAAUCGGAGGCGCGCUUCAGCCGGACCCAGCCGGUUCCUAGCUUUGGCAGUGAGAAAUCGACCAAGGAAGAGGUGGAAAGCUUCUACAACUUCUGGUACAACUUUGACAGCUGGCGGUCAUUUGAGUACCUGGACGAGGAUGUUCCGGACGACAACGAGAACCGUGAUCAGAAGCGUCACAUGGAGCGCAAGAACACCAAUGCGCGCAAGAAGAAGAAGGCCGAGGACAACAGCCGCCUGCGCAAGAUCUUGGAUGACGCAUCCGCAGGUGAUGAGCGUAUCAAGCGUUUCCGCCAGGAGGCAAACGCGGCCAAGAACAAGAAGCGUUUGGAAAAGGAAGCCGCAGAGCUCGCAGCUCGCGAGGAGGCCGCUCGCAAGAAGGAGGAGGAGGCGCAGGCUGCAAAGGCGGCAGAAGAGGCUGCGAAAGCCGGCCGUGAAGCUGGAAAGAAGGCGAAGGAGGCUGCCAAGAACGCUGUCAAGAAGAACAAGCGUGUGCUCAAGGGCUCUGUCAAGGACGCCAACUACUUUGUCGCUGGUGGCGAUGCUUCGGCUGCUGCCAUCGACUCCGUCCUCGGCGAUGUUGAGGUUGUUCAGGGCCGUCUGGACCCCGAAGAGAUCGCCGGACUUGCAGCCCGCCUCAGCGGCCUCAAGGUGGCCGAUGAGAUUCGCAGUGUCUGGCGCAACGAGGUGGAACGCUUGGUCGGAGCUGGCAAGCUGAAAGCAGGCGAUGCCUCUUCGUUGGCGUAA